This is a messenger RNA of Dufourea novaeangliae, 1013 nucleotides long. It is a transcript of the gene Scox, whose product is annotated as protein SCO1 homolog, mitochondrial. Gene Ontology annotation, biological process: mitochondrial respiratory chain complex IV assembly. The transcript has 4 exons. NCBI's taxonomy places the organism in Eukaryota, Metazoa, Arthropoda, Insecta, Hymenoptera, Halictidae. The coding region runs from base 70 to 888 and encodes 272 amino acids. The record is from RefSeq and is a predicted model, not a curated record.
CAUGCCUGUACCGGUGCAACCAUAGCCUAUAUCCGUAUUCAAAUUCAGUAAUUUAAGUCGCGUUUAAUAAUGACAAGCUUGAUUAAUCGGUCAGUUGCGCUAUUAAAGAAGUACUCUAAUCAGGUUCGUAAGAAUACGUCUUUUCAAACUCUACGGACUUGCAAGUACCAUUACCCACCAGUCCGAUGUAUAAACACUCACACGAAUUUAUGUAAGAGCAGUCGGUUAGAUUCAUUGCCGAAAAAAAAGUCAAAUUUUCUUCAUUACAAGAGUCCCAUCACAUGGAGGAAUUUGGCGGUCACCAGUGUACUUGCAGGAGCUCUUGCAUUGUAUCUGUAUUAUUUGAAAAGAACGAAAACCCUUCAAUUAGAAAAAGAAAGAAGACGCGAGAUAGGAAAAGCUGCUAUCGGUGGGAAAUUUGAGCUAGUUGAUCCCAAUGGGAAACUAGUGAAAUCAGAUGACUUCUUGGGAAAAUGGGUUCUGAUCUACUUUGGGUUCACACACUGCCCUGAUGUGUGUCCGGAUGAACUUGAAAAGCUGGCAACAAUUGUUACUAACCUUGAAGAAAUUCAGAUUCAACAAACCCCAGUAUUGAUAAUUUUAGGGAAAUAUGUUAAAGAAUUCAACGAUAAAAUUAUUGGUCUUACUGGCACAUCGGAACAGGUUGCCAAAGCGUGCAAAGCUUAUAGAGUAUACUAUAGCAAUGGACCUAAGGACCAGGAUGCUGAUUACAUUGUUGACCACACAAUCAUCAUAUAUUUGGUGGACCCAGAUGGCUUAUUCGUGGAUUACUAUGGUCUGACCCACACAGCAGAGCAAAUUACUCAAAGUAUUGCUAUAAAUAAACUGAAAUUCGAUAGAUUCAAGAAUGAAUCUUGGCUUCCGUAGAAUAAACUGAAACGAAUCUAAGGAUGACUUAAUUCACUCCCGUAAUAUGCAUUUCUUCGUAGGUAGACAAUUUUUUAAUUAUUUCUAACAUGGUAUAAAAGUAAACUUUCAGAUUUUUGCAGCAG